Molecule: messenger RNA, 1566 nt
Organism: Cordyceps militaris CM01
Lineage: Eukaryota; Fungi; Ascomycota; Sordariomycetes; Hypocreales; Cordycipitaceae
Exons: 2
Coding region: 1-1566 (521 amino acids)
Source: RefSeq, a predicted model, not a curated record
AUGUUUAGUGCUGUAGUAACGCCGCAGUUCCGUACCCUUGGAUGGAACGUUCAUAUUCUUUGUGGCCCUGAAGGUGACCGAUUCGCAGGUCUGUUCCAUCCGCCUGGCAGUACCAGCUUGACUUAUCACGACAUUGUGAACGAGCUGCGGCUUUGCUUCAAUAUUCCAAUCAGCGAUGGAGCAGAAGACAACGAGAGCAGUGAUGCAUGGGCAAAUAUCGCAUUCGGGUAUGGAGGCUCUACUGAUGGCUCGUUGCAGCCGGUCAAGGACGAUUCUUCUACUACGUCAAUCUCCUCUCCCCAAAUGAUCUCGGGCCAAUAUCUUGAUGGAUUUAUCACUACACCGUUAUGUGAUUCAUCCUCCGAUAUUAUACAGCCUUCUAUAGUCCAGUUGCAUAUUGUGCGACAUGCAGAAUGUGGGCUUGGUCCUGAGGAACCGUUCAUAGCCCAUUUACAAGCUGGAUGUGCUCAGCAUAUACCCUAUCCUUCCCUCCGCCGAGACGAACGAUACCUUCCUCCGAAUAAGGGAUCCAGGGACCCGCGCUUUGCUCGGUCACCAUAUCGAAAAAGAACGCAUCCCACUGGCGGUUCCCAAAGCUCCUCAAAACGCUCCGCGUCCGGCUUCGUCUCACCAAACAAGGACUCGCAACCUGAUACCGACGGAGGGGGGGGCGAAGACGUCACAGAUAUGGUCAGCUCGCUUUUAUUCGAUAUUUCCCCCGAUGACGCUCGUCGAACCAUGGCAGCCUUCCGCACUUCAUGCCUCGCCGCUAGUACAACGUGUGCAGUUACAGGCAAAGGUCGAUCAUGGUAUAUGAACCCAACUGUCGGCCCAGCUGUGCAAGUAUGCCAUAUCGUGCCGCAGCAGCAUUCCCAUGUCUAUCCCGUCCCGAUUCCCUUCGGCAAUAAUAGAUACAGUCCGCGGCGGCUGCGCGCGGCCUGGGAUCGUACUUGGGCAGCUGAAAAUGGUAUUAUAUUACUUACCCAUCUCCAUCAGCUAUUCGAUGCCCGACUGUUUUCUAUUCAUCCUCAGACGCUACGGGUUCGUGUCUUUAUGCCAUACGACGUCCUGUUAGAAUACCAUGGCACUCUCGCCAAACUACCUUCUAUCGUCAAUCGCAAAGCGUUACGUCACCACUACGAGAUGUGCUGUAUUGAGAAUAUGGCUGCUCAGAUGCCUUUAUCAGAAGCUUCUGAAGCGAUGUUGAGAUCGGCGGCCUCAGAAACCAUCUCGGCAUUUGAGUCUGGAUCUCACAUUCCCAACAUCCCCAGAGCGAUGUUCGGAGGCAAAGAUUCGCCACAGGUACCCGGAGACCCCUCAAAGCGGGCAAGGCCGCCAGGACUAGGAAUAGACAUGUCCUCUAUUCCAGACCAAGCGGAGGAGGCUGGUCGUAAGAAGCGGCGCCUAGGGAGUAAGAAUGCGAAUGCUGUUUGGAUUUACAAUGAGGAAAGCCAGUCUAAGCAUCGACACGAUCCAUACUGGGAGGGCUGUAUCACGUCCUGGAAUAGCCAGGAAUUUCUCGCGGAUGUGAACUGGGAACUGGCGAAAAUAGAGAGUAGGCCCUAA